Molecule: messenger RNA, 792 nt
Organism: Thyridium curvatum
Lineage: Eukaryota; Fungi; Ascomycota; Sordariomycetes; Thyridiales; Thyridiaceae
Exons: 3
Coding region: 1-792 (263 amino acids)
Source: RefSeq, a predicted model, not a curated record
AUGGCACCGCUCACUCCCCACUGGGUCCAGCCCUCCCACCCUGACAUCCAGGAGGUCAUCGUCAACGAGGCCGAGUUCACCUCCAAGAGCCUCUCGAGGGUCGACCUGCCGCCCUUUGCCCUCUUCGCCAAGCUGGACUUCCCGCCCUGCACCGUCGCCGAUGGCCCGACCUACGCCACCGUCCAGUACGGCCGCGACAAGCACCUCGACCUCAACAGCGACCUGCUGUACAUCAACCACUCCUGCGAGCCAUCCCUGAUCUUCGACACAGGCAACUUCAACGUCAUCGUCGGCCCCAACGGCCUCAAAGCCGGCGAAGAACUGACUUUCUUCUACCCCUCGACCGAAUGGCACAUGGCCCAGCCCUUCGACUGCCUCUGCGCCAAGCCCUCCUGCCGCGGCCGCAUCGCCGGCGCGGGCCAGAUGACCCGCGACCAGCUCGCCGGCACCUGGAUCAACGGGCACAUCCGGCAGCUCCUCGAGGAGCGCGACAGCAGCAACAACAACAACGGCACCAGCUCCGGUGCUGCCGCUACCGCCGCCGCCGACAACAACGACAGCGACCCGACGGCCCGGGCCCUGCGCGACGCCCUCCGCCACGCGGAGCAGGUCGUCGACGCCGCGCGCACCGCCCUGCUCUCGUACGCCGCCGCCGCCGCCGCCGCCUCCCAGUCUCAGCACAACAGCGGCGUCGGACCGCCGACCAACGGCGUCGGCAAGGCGGCCACGAGGCGCGGGCCCACGUCGCGGGAGCUGAGCGGCGAGAUGGGCGGCGAUACUGUCCGCGCCUAG